Episyrphus balteatus (marmalade hoverfly) is the source of this 2247-nucleotide messenger RNA. RefSeq names its product transmembrane protein 68. The record is from RefSeq and is a predicted model, not a curated record. The coding region runs from base 254 to 1210 and encodes 318 amino acids. Gene Ontology annotation, molecular function: acyltransferase activity. The transcript is spliced from 4 exons. Gene Ontology annotation, cellular component: membrane. NCBI's taxonomy places the organism in Eukaryota, Metazoa, Arthropoda, Insecta, Diptera, Syrphidae.
AGUGUAUUUAUUUUUUUUUUUAUUUUUGCAAUUUAUAAAGAAAAUUUAACCAAAAAAAACUUUGGGAUCAACAAAAAUUAUAAAACAAUCAAUAAUAUUAAGUCGUGAAAUGGUUAAAAUUGCUCAACGUAUUAAAGUAAAAUUUAAAGAAACUACUAUUUCUUCCAAGUAAACAAAUAAUUUUAUUAAAGUUUAGAAACUUUUUUUUGUAAAGUAUAAAAAAAAAUCCAAUAAGAAAUAAAGUUAAAAGACCAUGGAUCUCUUUCACAAUCUUACAAUGAGUGUCCAAAUAUUUCUUUCUUCUUACAUUGACUUGGACUACUCAUUAUGGUUGUACAGAAUCUUGCUGCCGCUGAUUAUAACAUUCCUUUUGCCAUUCGUUUUUGUAGCGCUAAUUUACAUAUCUUUUAUUGUUUUAUUUGUUUACAAAAUGCACAGGCAAGUGAUCAUGCGUCACGUCACCACAGAUCGUAAUUUUUGGACCUUUGGCCGAAAGCUAGUAGCUGCAAUAUGGGAUGCCCAUGCUCGCAUUUAUCAUGGCUACGAAGUUAUAGGAAUGGAAAAUCUUCCAGCCGAAGGGCCAGCACUGAUUGUCUACUAUCAUGGUGCCAUUCCAAUUGACAUGUACUAUUUUAACUCGCGUGUAAUGUUGCAGAGUGAUCGAUUAAUCUACACAGUCGGCGAUCGGUUUCUAUUUAAAUUACCCGGCUGGGGAUUAUUGGCGGAUGCUUUUCACAUAUCCCCUGGUACCGUCCAGUCAUGUAGUAAUAUUCUGAAAGAAGGAAAUCUAUUGGCAAUAUCUCCUGGAGGUGUCUAUGAAGCACAAUUCGGUGAUCAUUACUAUGAGCUGCUUUGGCGAAAUCGGACUGGUUUUGCCAAAGUCGCUUUGGAAGCUAAAGUGCCGAUCAUUCCAUUUUUUACACAAAAUCUACGCGAAGGAUUUAGACAAGUGGGAAUAUUUCGAAGACAAUUUUUAUGGCUGUAUAAUGCUAUUCGAAUACCCGUGUGUCCAAUCUAUGGUGGAUUUCCUGUUAAAUUUCGAACGUAUUUGGGCAAGCCUAUACCAUACGAUCCUAAUGUGACAGCAGAAGAAUUACAAUUAAAGGUCGCUCUUGAAUUAUCAGAACUGAUAACCAAACAUCAGAGAAUACCUGGCAGCAUACUGCAUGGUUUGCUUGAUCGUUUUCGAAAUGGAAAGAAACAAGAAUAGAAAUUUAUUAGAAGAAAUCAUUUCCACAAAAAUACUCUCUACAUUCAGUAUGUAAUUGGAAUUGUUUAGAAAUUAUUUAAAAUAUUUAAGUCAAACAAAUGGACCUGAAAGCGAUUGAUCAAAGUACUUAAAGUAAAAGUCCAACUUUGUAUUUUACUAAACGCUCAUUUUAUUCGAAUGAAACUAUUAGUAUUAGUUUUUUUGUUUUUCUCUUCAAAUCUCUUUCUUUUAUUUUUUUAUUUUAUUUAUUUAAUUCGACGAGUGAUUUGACCAAUAUUUAGAAACAAAUUAAAUUAUCCAUUUUAACGUGAUUGUCUAUUAAAGUAAACAUUUAAUUUUUAAGCAAAAAAAUAUUUCUCUAUAUCGUUGAACGAUAAUAACAAAAAAAAAGUAAUCUAACAAAUUGUAAAAAGGUAAUUAAGUGUAUGGAUGUAAUAAGGUAUAUGUGACGCCAAAAAAUUAAUAAAAAAUAUUUUGUGUGUCAUAUUUGAAUCUUCUUUUUAAUUGUACAAUAGUCAAAUAUUGCAUGCGGUUACCAUAUCUUAACUCAGUCAAACGUUAACCAGAUCGACCUUAUUACCAUCGACACUAAACGUUUCGCCAGUAUUAACGACGUCAGAACGUUUCCUUCCUCGGAGCACUAGAAACAAUUGACAACAACAACAGCAAAAACCAACAGAUAUCGCGGCUUAAUUUCAAAUAGUUCUAAUUCCGCCUUGUCUAGACCAGAAAACAGUUCCUAGAGGAAACAUGCAGAAACUCCCAACGAAAACCUUGAAUGUUUGGAUACAAAACUUAUGGGUGUUAAAGCGUCCAAUCCAUAUUAUAAAUGAAGAUGUCAAAUUUGCAAUAGAACAGAAAGGCGUUUCUUGGAUAAUGAAUGAAGAGUGGCUUAGCGAAGAAAUAACAUUACCUGUUGCAUACUUCCCGGAAGGUCUAGAAGUCGUCCAAGCAAAGAAUUCGGGAAAUCUGAAGAAAUGCUGAAUUCAUUAACGCAGUGAUGCUUUGUAUUAAAACUAUUUCUGGUGCAAACGUGA